This is a messenger RNA of Schizophyllum commune H4-8, 1096 nucleotides long. RefSeq lists its product as uncharacterized. The annotation marks the transcript as partial. The transcript is spliced from 2 exons. Lineage: Eukaryota; Fungi; Basidiomycota; Agaricomycetes; Agaricales; Schizophyllaceae. The record is from RefSeq and is a predicted model, not a curated record.
CCGCGUUUAGCGCUUCGCCUGCGUCGGCUUCGAGGCCUGCGUUCAGUGCCGCUACGCCCCCACCCGCGGCGCCGCGCUCGCCCCCGCCAGUCGCGUCCGCUACCGCGCCCACCAAGCCUGACCCCGAGGACCGUAUCGCGCCCGUCGGCACCGCCUACACCCCCGUACAUCUUCCAGCGCCCAAGAAGCUCAAGAACCCGUUCGCCAAGUUCGCACCGCCUCCACCUGUCCCCGCCGGUCGCGCGCCCGGUAACCUGACGUGGAGCGAGUGCCAGGCGCAGGCAAAGGAGGAAGGGGCGGCGAUCCCCCCGGCGACCCUGGCGAGGAGGUGGGGCGCGACGGCGGGUGGAGGGGUGGGGAGCGAGGUAGCGAGAUCGACAAGAACGCACGGACGAUGUCGUGCGCGCGCGGACGUCGUCGUCGCAGCACGAGACGGAGGACAGGCUCGCUCACGCGCAGCUCGCCGCCGCCGCCGCCGUCGUCUUGCCCCACCCUCCCCUCCUCCGAGUAAGCGAGGUUCUCGACGUCCUAUCGACUCGGCAAGAUUGCCAGCGCCUUUGCGAGCGCGCGACAGGUCCCCGGCGUCCGCGCCGUGUCUCCCCGCGACGUGGAGAAGGCCGCGAAGGGGCAUUUUCGACGAGGAGAAGGUGCUCGAGUGCGCGCCUCCCCGCCUCCACAACGCCUCCUGCUUGGACGAGUCAGCGGGGGAAGUGAGAAAAGGAUGAGGGAGUUGCACGGCGACUUCGACGGCGUCCGCGCCGCACCUCUCGGGCUCGCAAAUGCCUGCGCGAUGCUCAAAAGCACGCCCCCCUCCCCCGCCUCACGAAGACCGGACUCACCUGCUGAAGAGGAACCGCGCGCUUCGGCGACGUCCGCGAGCGACGACGGCACAGCGCAUUCGACGCGCGGAUGCACCCACCCAACACGUCGACGCGCACCCCGUCCCCCCUCCCUCCUCCCGGAUGGAGUUCUCCUCGCAUCCGACAGCCGCGAGCCGCUACGGCACUCGUCGCGGGCCAUGCGACUCGCGUGAAAGACACGGCGUAGCUGUCUGGGUACCUGCGACGUCGUCAGUAAAGGUGCGAGAGCGGCACGG